This is a messenger RNA of Knipowitschia caucasica, 2820 nucleotides long. NCBI's taxonomy places the organism in Eukaryota, Metazoa, Chordata, Actinopteri, Gobiiformes, Gobiidae. The record is from the annotation of a GenBank genome assembly.
AUGAGAGCUGUGCUGAUGAAGAUGACCAGUGAAAAGACCUGUGUGCUGCUGACGCCUCGGCCAGCGUCAUGCAUUUUCCAAACGGCCGAAGAGAAGGACGAACUCCUGGGGGACGAGAGUGUGCUGGAGAUGCUGAGUUCCUCUAAAUUCUGGGACCUGGAGUCGUGGCUGUGUAUGCCGUCAUCUCUGCGUCUGCGCUCCUCCUCCUCCUCUUCCUCCUCUUCCUCACAGACAUCACUGAGGUCAGACAGAUGCUCGGACAGACUGCAGUCCUUCCUGAGCUCCACACUGGUACGCGACUCUCAGUUUGUGUCCAGCCCAGUGCUGACCAUCACUCCUCCCACCUCCACCUCCUCCCCCUUACAAACCACCUCCUCCCCCUCACACACCGCCUUCCCCUCCUCUGAGGUCCCCCCCACCCCAUCCUCCCCCCCUGAUGUCUCCCUGAGGAAGAGGCGUCGGCUUGGGGCCAGUCCUGGAGGUCUGCACUGGACCUCAGCAGGUUUGGUGCAGCGUGACUUCCUGUCCCCCACAUCACCUGACUUGUCACCUGACCUGUCACCUGACCCAUCUCCCACGGCGACAGGUGUGUGGGGGGGCGGAGCUUUGAGGGACAGGUGUGAUGCGGCGAGGGUCACUGUCACCGUGGGUGACGCAUUUCUGCAGCGAACAACAAAACUGAGAGGAGCGAGGAGGCUACGUACUCAGACAGGGGGCAGCGCUGGACCCUUCACCCUCAGGAAACAGCCUGCAGGGGGCAGCGCUGGCAGGCCGUGUCAGUGGAAACGCUGGUCAUUGGGAGAUGGUCUCCACACAGAAGUGACAUCACUGUUCUCUUCAGACCUCCACAGACGCGCAGCAGCCGUCAUGCAGCAGAUGCAGAGCCUGCAGCUGACCCCCAGGGGGCGCACUCCUGGCCCCACGUCUCCAAAUGCAGCCAAACGUCUUUAUCGAAAUCUGUCGGACAAACUGCGAGGAAGCUCCGCCUCCUUUGAAGACACGCACUUCUUCGGGAAAACUGAACGUCUACGGAAGGCGUCUACGAUGCAGAUCAGUGAGGUCCUGUUGGAGGCCGUGGAGCAGCAGGACCUGGACACGGUUCAGAUUCUACUGUUUCAGUUCAGUCCUGAAGAACUGGACCUGAAUGCCCCAAACAGUCAAGGACUGACCCCUUUGGACAUCUCCAUCAUGACCAACAACCAGCCCAUCAGCAAACUAUUGUUGAAGGCAGGAGCCAGGGAGAGUCCCCAGUUCUCCUCGGUGGAGUGCAGGGACCAGCUGCUGUCGUCUCUGGUGCAGGAGUCGGAGCAGAGGGCAGCAGACCUGUCGGCUCAGGCCCAGAGAGAAGGUCUAUCUCUGGAGGAACGUGAGAAGAACCAGACCCUGAGGAGCUGGGAGUGGAGGAGCAGGCUCUACGCGCGCAUGAGGGCGGGUUUCCAGGGCACGCGUCCUCCAGAAGCCCCAUCGAUGAUGCGUCUGACAGUGAGCAGCAGCUCCACCCUGACUGUGAGUUUCCAGGAGCCACAGGGUCUAAACUGUGCUGUGGUCACCAAGUAUAAAGUCCAGUGGAGCUGUCUUCAGGACUUCUCUCUUGUCGCUGGUGAAACUGUUCUGGAAAACCUUCAGAGUCUGAGGUUCUGCAUCACUGGCCUCACCACGGGUCAAGUUUAUUUUGUUCGAGUUUCUGCGUUUAACAUGAAAGGCUGGGGUCCUCCUGCCACCGCCCAACCUCCAGGAGCAGCUCCAUCUAACUGGAGAGACUGCGACGGCCGCGAGCAGAAGCGCAGAAGUCAGACUGACGCCAUGGAGAAACUUCUACUGCAAGUCCAGAGUACACACUCCGAGUACUGCAGCGGGGAUGUGAAGCUUCAAAACUCGAGGAAACAGUCCGUGUCCCGGAGUCUGAAACAUCUUUUCAGCAACAACAAGUUCAUCAAGACACUCAAGAGAGGAGUGUACCUGGCCACAGUGCUGUUCCACAGAGACUGUCUCCUCCUCACGGCUGAGGACCAUGUUCCCAUUGUGGAGGUGGACGACAGCUUCGGCAGCUCGCUCCUGCAGGACUUCCUUUGGUUCACCAAGAUGUCUUGCAUGUGGGAAGAUGUGCGGUGGCUGAGGCAGAGUAUGUCUGUUUCCAUGUCGUCGUCUUCAACUCUUCAAACACGACACAAGAUGCUGACGGCAGCUGCUCACAUGCAGAGCUUGCUGGGCACACAUAACCUUGGUCGUGCGCACUAUGAGCCCAUUAAGGAUCGUCAUGGUAACGUGCUGCUGGUCACCGUGCGGGAGGCGGAGUCUCAGAGCUCCGCCCUCAACGGGAAGUGGACCUCGGUCACCAAACUCCAGAGUCAGAGGAAGAGUCUGUCUACACCUGAGGAACCAUAUGCACUGGACAUCCUCAUCAUCACCAUGCAGGACCUUCUCUCGUACCAUCGUCGCAGCUGCUAUCGUCUCUCUUCUGGUCUGUACCUGGGGUACCUGAAGCUGAGCUCCUCUGUGGAUCAGAUCAGAGUCCUGGUGUCUCAGAGGACUCCCAACAUGCUCCCCCACGUGAGGGUCCGAGAUAACAGCAACGUGUCCAGGGAGGAGUGGGAAUGGAUCCAGAGAUUGGCUGCUUCCUCGUCCAGCGCAGCUGUGAUUGGUGGAGAAGCUCAGGAGGCGGGACUUGCAACUCAAAGAAACACCCCUAUGCUUUACUACGAACUUCAAACAGCGAUAAAAGCUUUACUAAAGAUCCUCAACCUACAACCGAGUCAGGUCUGUGCAGAGAUGAGCCGGGCCAAACAAGGUCUGUGCAGAGGCGAGCCCAUGGAUCUAUAA